Messenger RNA from Arabidopsis thaliana (thale cress), 368 nucleotides. RefSeq lists its product as uncharacterized. The transcript is spliced from 2 exons. NCBI's taxonomy places the organism in Eukaryota, Viridiplantae, Streptophyta, Magnoliopsida, Brassicales, Brassicaceae. Bases 173 to 319 code for a protein of 48 amino acids. The record is from RefSeq and is marked reviewed.
UGUAGAUUGACGACAAAAAAAAAAAAAAAAAAAUUUUUCACCAAAAAAAAAAAAAUGUAAAGUUAGUGACCACAAUACAUGUAUAUAAGUAUUGAACUGUACACGAGAAUAAUAAGAAGAAGAAAAACAAGUUUAGAAGGAUUAGAGAUUGGUGGUGUGGUGAAGAUCGAAGAUGAUAAAAAUAGUUGAGAAUUAUUUGUCAGAAAUCAUUGGCUUAUCGUUGGGCGUCCUCAUCGUAAUCCUUGUUUGGUCCUUGUAUGGCUCUUAUAUACGUCGCACGUGCUGUUGCUGUGUUAAGUCUAAUGACUCUAAUGCAUAACUGUUGUCAUUUUGCUGCUUCCAACUAUGUUCUUGUUAUUUCUUUUUAA